This is a messenger RNA of Owenia fusiformis, 2137 nucleotides long. Lineage: Eukaryota; Metazoa; Annelida; Polychaeta; Sabellida; Oweniidae. The record is from the annotation of a GenBank genome assembly.
AGCUGUUCCUGCCAGGAAAAGUGAGAAAAGUGUGUGCGGCAUGCCUGUGUUUCACACUAAAUUGCUAGAGACUUUGGGCCCUAAAAGAGAUGUUGUUAAACAGUUGGCAAAUCCAAGUAAGAUCUGAGAAAGAGGAAGAACAUGGCAGGUUUAUCAUGUGGAAAAAAGGAGAUGUCUUCAAAAUUUGGAUUUAUACACCAAAAUUACAAAUUUGGUCUGCUGUUCAUAAAGAGGCUAUGUCGGUUGCUAGGGGUGAUGUUUCCCUCUUGGAAGUCUGCCAGUGUGCUACUUUUUGUUGUCAUAAUAAUGAUAGGACUCCUUGAGCAGUAUGUGAUCUACAAUGUUGGUCUGAUACCCAGUAAGUUCUACAAAUCUCUUGGGGACAAGGACCAGGUUGCCUUCAGAUCUGACCUACUUGUAUCCAUUGGUUUGGUCCUCGCCAUAGCCUUUAUAAAGAGUAGCAGCCAGUAUGCCAGUGGGGUGCUUUACUUAACAUGGCGUGGUUCCAUCACCCGCUAUCUUCACAAACAAUACUUCAGGGAUGUCCUCUAUUACAAGAUAAAUGUCUUAGACAUUGAUAUUGACAAUCCAGACCAACGAAUCGCUCAAGAUGUAGAUAAACUGUGCAAUAACCUGAGUCAAAUCAUAUCCCGUCUUCUUAUCACACCAUUUACCAUAGCCUACUAUACUUACCAAGCAUGGACAGGGACUGGGUACAUUGGACCAGUGAGUGUCUUGGCCUUCUUCAUUGUCUUCACUGUCAUCAACAAAUUCCUCUUAGGCCCAGUCAUACAUUAUGUUGUCAAACAGGAGAAAAAUGAAGGAGAUUUUAGAUUCAAGCACAUGCAGAUAAGAGUAAAUGCUGAAUCAGCUGCCUUCUAUCAGGCUGGCCGACUGGAGGCACAAAAAGCAAACCACAAACUCUCAAAGCUUCUACAGGCUCAGAGUGGACUUAUCCGCAGAGAGUAUGCUCUCAAUUUUUCUGUAAACUGUGGUGACUACCUAGGCAGCAUACUUAGCUAUAUAGCAAUAGCAGUUCCAAUAUUUCUGGGUACUUAUGACAAUCUCUCUCCAACUGAUCUUAGUGCCCUUAUAAGUAGGAAUUCAUUUGUGACAAUCUAUCUGAUCAACUGCUUCACAAGACUUAUUGAUAUGGCUUCUCAAGCAUCAGAUAUAGCUGGGACCACUCAUCGUAUUGGUCAGCUGUUGGAGUGCUUAGAUGUGCAUUGGGGAGACCAACAGGAAUACGAUAACUCACUUAGUACCAUAUCAUUCAGCAGUUCAAGAUCUUAUAGUGAGGGCCCAGAGGAUUCAACUAAAGCCUACAAGGUGAAACAUCUCAGUUAUAAAAAACCAAGGGCAGAAAAAAAUUUCUUAAAUGAUCUCAGUAUAGAGAUAAGCCAGGGGGAGAACAUGUUGAUCACAGGGGACAGUGGUUGUGGAAAAAGUUCUCUGCUGAGGGUACUUGCCGCUCUCUGGCCCCACUCUAAAGGUACAGUGGACCGUCUCCUACCCCAAGGGCCAGCAGGUGUCAUGUUCCUACCUCAGAAACCAUACUUCACCAGUGGAUCUCUGAAACAACAGAUAAUAUACCCAGUAGAAGAAACAAGCAACACUGAAAGUUAUGAUGAUGAGAAGUGCUCAGAGUGUUUAGAGUAUGUUGGUCUCACUCAUUUAUUGGAGAGGGUUAGCCUGGAUGGAGAGAAUGAUUGGAACUGGUAUGAUAUGCUCUCCCCAGGUGAGAUGCAAAGACUGAGCUUUGCUAGACUGUUCUAUCACAGUCCUCCAUUUGCAGUGCUGGAUGAAGCUAGCAGCCAGAUAGGAUUGACUUCAGAAUGCAGUAUGUACACCAAAUGUAAAGAUCUCAACAUCACUGUAGUCAGUGUGGGCCAUAGAGACAGUUUACGUCAAUACCACAAUACUGAACUUAAACUAGAUGGAAUGGGAGGCUGGACUAUCUUGCCAAUUCUAACAAAUUCACAAUGAUACCAAUAAGUGAGAACAAAUAAUGAUAUUUGACUGAAAAUUAGAAAGGAAAAAUCUUUCAUUUAAUGGAUUCUGAAAUACAUAGGAGUACAGCUAGUACAGUAUAUCCCAGCACAAUACAGUACAACAAUGCAGCACAAUAUAGUACAGU